This is a messenger RNA of Lagopus muta (rock ptarmigan), 827 nucleotides long. It is a transcript of the gene PFDN4, whose product is annotated as prefoldin subunit 4. Gene Ontology annotation, cellular component: cytoplasm; prefoldin complex. Lineage: Eukaryota; Metazoa; Chordata; Aves; Galliformes; Phasianidae. The transcript has 4 exons. The record is from RefSeq and is a predicted model, not a curated record. Bases 146 to 550 code for a protein of 134 amino acids. Gene Ontology annotation, biological process: protein folding.
GGCCUCUCUGCGGGUGGCGAUGGAGGACGAACGGAAGCCUCGAGCCGCCUCGUGGCCGCCGCUGCGCGCUGUCAUCGUUUUUCUCCUCAUUCUCCCCCCGUGCCUCUUCCUCUGCGGGCAGGGCGAAUAGUUCGGCCCUGCCAACAUGGCCGCCACCAUGAAGAAAGCGGCUGCGGAAGAUGUCAACGUUACUUUUGAAGAUCAGCAGAAAAUUAACAAGUUUGCAAGAAACACCAGCAGGAUCACAGAGCUGAAAGAAGAAAUAGAAGUGAAAAAGAAACAACUUCAGAAUUUGGAAGAUGCCUGUGAUGACAUCAUGAUGCUUGAUGAUGAUUCGCUUCUGAUACCCUACCAAAUUGGAGAUGUCUUCAUUAGUCAUUCCCAAGAAGAGACGCAAGAGAUGCUAGAGGAGGCAAAGAAAAGCUUACAAGAAGAAAUUGAAACAUUAGAAUCCCGAGUGGAAUCCAUUCAGAGAGUGUUAUGUGACCUGAAAGUUCAGCUCUAUGCAAAGUUUGGAAAUAACAUAAAUCUUGAGGCUGAGGACAGUUAAAAGUUCUCCGAAGACGCCACACGCCUUCUCCUUGUUUUAUUAAUUGUUUUGAUAGUUAUUCUCUUACAAUAAUAUUUUUAAAAAUUUGACCUGUAUUUUUUUUUCUUUUUUUUACAUUCCUGUCUUGGGUUCCAUCUAUUUAAUGAGGGCUUUCAUAUUUUGGUUUUUGCAGUUAUUUAUUUGUUCAGGAAAGCAGUAGCUUCAUACUGUUGGUAAAGCACCAAGAUUGGAAUGUUUGCAUCAUCUGUUAAAGUAAUAAAGUCAGGCAUAUAUUGUA